GUUCUCUCGUUGCACAGCCCACGUGCACGGUACCUGACUAGGCCGGGCCUGAGGUUCGACUAGGAUACAUGGUGAUGCUCACUUGUUGGACAUUGGCUUUUGCUUGUUUUGGCUGACGUGAUGCCACUCCUGGAGAAGGUUACAAACUCUAACAACAUCCAGCUGGCCAACAGAGCAGGUUCUAUAAGAGGGACAGUGGAGUCAACAUCCUUUUCUUUCUACUUACAACCACUGCUUCCUACAGUUGUAUUGUCCAUCUCCAUAUCUUCUUCUUUUCCAUUUCGGUCAUCAUCACCAUGGGUCGCUGCAGUACUCUCCUUUUACUCGGUGGCCUUCUUGCUUCCGCUUCCGCACGACCAUGGACUCCUUGGGACACAGUCCAAACAGGUAACGAGAAUGCGGCCACGGUAGCCAAUGAGCAGAACAACGCACCACCUUCCGAGAACGCAGAUGCUGGGAACGUGUCCGACUACAAGGAUAUUCCUGCUUCCAAAGAGAUCAAAUGGGUGCCUUGCUUCGGCGGCAAUUUCACGUGCAUGAAUCUCGAGGUGCCGCUGGACUACAGUGACGAGGGCGCUGGCACCACAAACAUUGCUUUUGUCAGAAGUGUGGGUGGUGACGGAUCGGGACCUGACAUUUUGUUCAACCCUGGUGGCCCUGGGAGUUCUGGAACCGAAAGUCUUCCGCCGAACAUCGCGGUCUUCCGAGCUAUCUUCGGCGACGAGGUCAACCUCGUCAGCUUCGAUCCACGCGGAGUGAAAAACAGCGGCCCCGCAGCUUCCUCCAGCUGUUUUGGCAAUGAAACGGAAUUUGCCACACUAUAUUCAGCUAUGUCCGCACAGGAGACCUCUAUGGCUGAGCGAUAUAGGCUGGUCAAAGCCUGGGGGGAGAGAUGCACUGCCGUCAAUGCUGAAAGCAAAACGAAGUACAUCGGCACCUCAGCAGUUGUCCAGGACAUGAAACAUUUCAUCGAACUCCAGGCGACGGCAAACGGCAAGAAAGCCGAAGACGCCAAACUCUGGUACUAUGGAGUCAGUUACGGUACCGUGGUUGGGCAAACAUUCGCGGCCAUGUUUCCGGACAAGGUCGAAAGGAUGAUUCUGGACGCAAACGUUCCCGGUGAGAGGCACUACCAGGGAGAUACUUCCAUCGACCUGGUCGACGCGGACGCUGCCCUUCUCAGCUUCUUCGAUUACUGCGCAGAGGCCGGGCCGGACAAGUGCGCAUUCGCAGGGAAGGACACGCAAGGGCAGGAUGUUCUGACCAGCGAUCAACUGCUCGCUCGUUUCCGCCAUAUCCUCCACAAACUCGACAAUGAGCCUCUCGGAUACUGGUCUCUUGCCUCGCCUCUUCCCGGUGUCCUCACAAAGAACCUCCUCUUGUUACAGGCCUUCCAACUCUCUUAUACUCCCGGGCAAGGAUUUCCAUUGCUUGCAAAGCUGCUGCAGGAGGUAGACUAUGGCAACGCAACCACGUACAUGCAAAUCUCGGCUCCCGGCGAAGCCGAAGGGGAGCAGCCCACUGAUGCGUUACCUCUAAUCACUUGCCUUGACUCCCACAAGCGGCGACGACGACUGAGUCAAGACGAAUUCCUGCAAUCCAUAUUCGACCAAGAAGCCAUCAGCGAUUAUCAAGGCAAGGUCUACGCCGCACAAAACGGACUCUUCUGCACGGGGCUGAAUAUUGCGCCUCCAGAAAGCCAACAAUUCGAAGGUUUCAAAGAGACCAAAACCAAGGACCCCAUCCUUUUCGUCAACAGCCUCCGCGAUCCUAUUACUCCGUUGAGGGCUGCACACGAGAUGGCUACAUAUUUCCCCGGCUCGGCCGUUCUGGCUAUCAAUGGGACUGGCCACGGUUUGACCGCGGCGUAUGGGAAAUGCACACAGGAGGUUCUGACUGCGUAUCUCAAGGACGCGUCGCUUCCUGAGGCAGGGAAGAUCUGUGAUCCCGACAAGAAGCCGAUUGUGGACCAGUGAUUAGAGGAGAUGUAAAGAUAAUUUAGGAUUGUGGGGGGCGGGGGCAACUCUUUCUUUCAUCAAACGUCGCAUCGGACGACAUUUUAUUGUACCAUCUAUUCAGAGGAUAGACGCAAGGAUUGCUGUAGACCGCUAUUUACUCGGCUUCAAGUCGUUGUUCAUGUAUAAUAAGAUUCUACAUGGGCGGGCAGUGUUGAGUAGGAUAUAUAUUCGAACUCACGCGAGUACUGUAACCUUGAUCACUUUCUGUCUUAACAGGCAGCAUCACUUUCCGAUUUCCAUACCAGUUGCGUUGGAAGCCUUGGGUAGG
This is a messenger RNA of Westerdykella ornata, 2286 nucleotides long. Its product is annotated as alpha/beta-hydrolase. NCBI's taxonomy places the organism in Eukaryota, Fungi, Ascomycota, Dothideomycetes, Pleosporales, Sporormiaceae. The record is from RefSeq and is a predicted model, not a curated record. The transcript is spliced from 3 exons. Bases 297 to 1976 code for a protein of 559 amino acids.